CAGGAGGAGUCCGUAGUGGUCCUGGGCCGCGUCCUGCUGCUGCUGGCCUUCCUCGGCCUGUGCGUUGCUUACUGGCUGGUUGACCGCAAGUUCUUCACCGUCGUCGCCUGCUUCGGGCUGUCGGUCGUGAUCCUGAGCUUUGUGUCGUGGCAGAUGGAGCGUCGGAGGCAGCGCCACCUGCGGGAAUUCGCCACCCGGUGGCCGGUGCGGCAGGAGGGCGACUGCACCCCCGCGCAGACGAGCGCCGUGGCGGCGUCGUGGACCGCGGCGGCGCCCUGGACGCCGCUCGGGGAGCAGGGCAUGGCCGUGACGCCGCCAGAGCCGGCGACCGGAGGACCGCCGCCUCCGGCCUCCUGGGGGGCCCGCGUGCUGGCGGGGCUGGCGAAAGGC
Molecule: messenger RNA, 390 nt
Organism: Prorocentrum cordatum
Lineage: Eukaryota; Dinophyceae; Prorocentrales; Prorocentraceae
Source: the annotation of a GenBank genome assembly